Molecule: messenger RNA, 4813 nt
Organism: Rhineura floridana
Lineage: Eukaryota; Metazoa; Chordata; Lepidosauria; Squamata; Rhineuridae
Gene: PTK7
Product: protein tyrosine kinase 7 (inactive)
Exons: 20
Coding region: 254-3424 (1056 amino acids)
Biological process (GO): homophilic cell-cell adhesion; protein phosphorylation; synapse organization
Cellular component (GO): plasma membrane; neuronal cell body; axon
Molecular function (GO): ATP binding; protein kinase activity; axon guidance receptor activity
Source: RefSeq, a predicted model, not a curated record
GGAGGCGAGUGGGGGAAUCGGUUCCGGCCUGCCUCGCACGGAGGGGGGGAUGCUCCUCCCGGGGCCGGAAGCUCCUCCUUGUCCCGGGUGUGCGAGGGGCGGAGCGUGGUUGGCUUAGGCGGCUGGGCCGGCCCGGGUGAAGAGAUUUGUGCUGUUCCUUUUUUCUGAGCAGCAUGGAGUGAGAGCGGGUGCCAGGGCCGGAGGUGGCCAGGGCGGGCGCAGCCGAAGGAGAAAGCGGGGCAGAGCCCGGGAGAUGGCCGCGGAGAUGGCGCGGGGGGUCCGGGUCCUCCUGCUUCUCGCUGUUGGGGCUCAAGCAAAGAUAUCUUUCACUAAGGAGCCAUAUUCCCAGGAUGCCUUGCAUGGCCGCAGUGCCAUUUUGCGCUGUGAAGUGGAGGAACCAAGAGGCACAGAGUUUGAAUGGCUACAGAAUGGGGUCCCCGUUCAGGACACUGAACGCCGUUUUAAGGAAGGGAGCAACCUUCAGUUCACAUCUGUUGAUAGGCAUCAAGAUGGAGGGAACUUUCAGUGCGUGGCUAAGAACAUAGAGACUGGAGAAGAAGCUCGGACUACAAAUGCAUCUUUUAACAUAAAAUGGAUUGAAACAGGGAGAGUUGUCUUGAAGAACCCAGCCAUAGUGGAAGAUAUACAAAGUUCUGCUCCAGUGACGUUGCGUUGCCAUAUUGAUGGGCACCCACGCCCAACAAGUCAAUGGUUUCGGGAUGGGACCCAGAUCGCAGAUGAUCGUACAAACUAUUCAGUCAGCAACAAGGAACGGACAUUGACUCUCAAGAGUGCCAGCCCAGACGACAAUGGGGUCUAUUACUGUUGUGCUCGGAAUGCCGUGGCCUUUGUGUGCAGCAACAACAACUUCACUCUCAACAUCAUAGACGAAAGCUUCCCCCGCCCAGUGAUUGUUCCUGAGAACCAGAUUGUGAAUAGAAAUGAGGAGGCCAUGUUCCACUGCAAGUUCCAAGCUGAGCCACCUCCCACUCAGGAAUGGUUAUCAAACGAUGACACUCCUGUUGUCAAUAAGUCCAGGACCGUGCUAUUUUCCAAUGGCUCUUUACUGAUACUUCAGGUGAAACCACGCAGUGCUGGAGUCUAUAAAUGUGUUGGUCGUGGACAGAGGGGGAAACCAGUCAUCUUGGAGGCAACCCUGCAGCUGGCAGAAAUCGAAGAUUUCACCCAACCAUUCGACCCGAAGAUCUUCAUAGCCAACAAAGAGCAGCGAGUGUCCUGUGUGGCUCCUCGGGGGGUCCCUGAACCCCGUGUCUGGUGGGAGAGAAAUGGUGUUCCGAUCCCUGCUACUGGCAGAGUUCACCAAGAAGCUGAGGACCUCAUCUUCACCAGCAUUGUGGAAAAGGAUGCCGGGGUGUAUACCUGCCAUGCUGUGAACAAGGCUGGAGAAAAAAAGCAAAACCUGACCAUCACAGUAGCCACAAUGCCAAAAUGGGUGGAAAAGCCAAAGCACAGUCAGCUGGAAGAGAGUAAACCAGGCUACCUCCAUUGUCUCAGCAAAGCCUCUCCGAAGCCCACUGUCAACUGGUUUCGCAAUAGCAUCCUCAUUUCAGAGGAUUCCCGCUUUGAAAUUGCUGAGAACGGGACACUACGGAUUAACAAUGUGGACGUAUACGAUGGGACUGUGUUCAAGUGUGUGAGCAGCACUCCAGCUGGGAGCAUUGAGGAGCAGGUUCGGGUACAUGUCCUGGAAAAGCUGAAGUUUACCCCUACUCCUCAGCCCCAGCAAUGUGUUGAGUUUGAUAAAGAAGUCACAGUAUCAUGUUCAGCCACGGGCCGGGAAAAGCCUACAAUCCAGUGGAUUAAAGCCGAUGGGAGCAGCCUGUCAGCUCGGGUCAGUCAAAAUGCGGGAAACCUGCACUUUCAUAAAGUGACAAGGAAUGAUGCUGGAAACUAUACUUGCAUAGCUUCCAAUGGCCUGCAGGGAGAGAUCAGAGCAACAGUCCAUCUCACAGUAGCAGUUUUCAUAAGCUUUAAGCUGAAGCCAGAUGACACAACUGUAUACCCAGGACACACGGCCAUGUUCCAGUGUCAAGCUGAGGGUGACCCAGUGCCGCAAAUCCAGUGGAAAGGGAAGGACAGGAUUCUGGAACGUGACAAAUUCGUGCCCAGGAUCCAAAUUAUGACCAAUGGCUCUCUGAUAAUAUAUGGCGUCACCAGUGAGGAUUCUGGCAAGUAUACGUGCAUUGCUGGCAACAGCUGCAACAUCAAGCAUCACGAAGCUUUCCUCCAUGUUGUGGACAAGCCAAUGACAGAAAAGGGGGACGCACCCAACAGCCACACUCCCUAUAAGAUGAUCCAGACCAUUGGGCUAUCUGUUGGCGCGGCAGUGGCAUACAUAAUCAUUGUGCUGGGCCUCAUGUUCUACUGCAAGAAGAGGAGGAAGGCAAAGAGACUGAAGAAGCAGCCAGAGGGUGAGGAGCCGGAGAUGGAGUGCCUGAAUGGGGGCACUUUGCUGCAAAAUGGGCAGACCACUGCUGAGAUCCAAGAAGAAGUGGCUCUGACAAAUCUUGGCAGCAGCUCUGCAAUCAGCAAGAGGCACAGUGCCAGUGAUAAGAUGCACUUCCCCCGUUCCAACCUGCAGACAAUCACUACUUUGGGGAAGGGUGAGUUCGGAGAAGUCUUCCUGGCCAAGGCAAAAGGCAUUGAGGACAAUGAGACAGAAGUGCUUGUUUUAGUCAAGAGCCUUCAAACAAGGGAUGAGCAGCUACAGCUGGACUUCAGGCGAGAAUUUGAGAUGUUUGGCAAACUGAACCACAGCAAUGUGGCGAGGCUGCUGGGCCUCUGCCGGGAAGCAGAGCCUCACUUUAUGGUUCUGGAAUAUGUGGAUCUGGGAGAUCUGAAGCAGUUCCUGAGGAUUUCCAGGACUAAAGAUGAGAAACUGAAGCCCCAGCCCAUUAGCACCAAACAGAAGGUCUCCUUCUGCUGCCAAGUGGCGCUGGGGAUGGAGCAUCUGUCCAACAGCAGAUUUGUACACAAAGACCUGGCAGCUCGGAACUGCCUAGUCAGCGCACAAAGGCAGGUGAAGAUAUCGAGCCUGAGCCUCAGCAAGGAUGUUUACAGCAGCGAAUACUAUCACUACCACCAAGCCAGGAUCCCUCUCCGCUGGAUGCCUCCUGAAGCUGUCUUGGAGGACGAAUUCUCCACCAAGUCUGAUGUUUGGUCCUUUGGGGUCUUCAUGUGGGAAAUAUUCACACUGGGGGAAAUGCCCUACUCCAAGCUGGGGGACGAAGAGGUGCUAUCAGGCUUACAGCCUGGGAAAAUGAAGCUUCCCCAUCCAGAGGGAUGCCCCUCUAAGCUGUACAAGGUGAUGCAGCGCUGCUGGGCUCCCAGUCCAAAGGACCGCCCAUCAUUCAGCGAGAUUGCCAACAUGCUUGGAGAAAGCCCAUCGGAAAGCAAGGCCUGAGCAGGGAAAUGAUGUUCUCCUUUUGUCUCUGAUUGGGCCUGCCGGACCCUCUUUGGCAUUUUGACUGUUACAGACUCUCAAAUGGGACCCAAGAGUUGAAACCCAAAGGGACCAUGGAUUUUUACAUAAAUGAACAAAAAAGGUCACAGACAUGAUCCCUUUGACCUGAGCGAGGCCUCUUUCAAUUGGGCCCACAUUCCUUUCCCUGCGCCUGACCAGGCUAGGUUCCUCCAGGUUCUACCUCUGAUAUCCGCAGGGCUAAUUAAACAACGUCCAAGAGAUGAAGGAGAGACGUUGGGAGCCACCACAGGCCAGUUACACAAGGAAAGAGAACCUGUGGCAAGGCUUUGGGAUUCCUCCGUCUUGGCACAUCUCACCCUUCCCUACCCCCCUUUCAUGAAUCCUUUUCACAAAAAGCACAGGCAGGUUCCUUCCAGGAGAGAGAGAAAGUAUCUUAACAUGGGAGGCUGGAGGGAAUGCAGGGGGUUCUGUCCUGCUGAAUGGCCCACAAGAUUUGGGGAGGAGUCUAAAGUGACCCCUGCACAAGACAGCGAGGCUCCCUUGGGUAUCAGAAGGAGGCCAUUGGCUUCCAUAAUUUAUAGCACCACGUCCAACAUCUGCCUUGAUUCACCUUGUGAAUUCACAUUGCUCAUUGCAGUGACUUGUGGUGAGGUUUAUAUUGCUUACUACAUUGGCUGCAGCCACAGCCCCAACCUGACACUUGAUCAUUUCUGAACCCCCACCCCCAGCCUUCUCCCAUUUCAGUUGACCUGACCCAGAAGGCUUUGGAAGGCAGGCAGGCAGGCAGCCCCUGCUUCUAUGCCCCCAUCUGAAUGGGCUAGAGCGGCUUUCUCCAUGGCCAAAUCUCUGCCAUUUUCAUGGGAAGCAGGCCCCUUGCCCUUGCACAGGAUCUAGUGUCCACCCACACUGGAAAGGUGGCCCCUUCCUUUCCCCACCACAUGCUGUCCUUUUUGUAAAUCAAUGAGGAACCUGUAUAUUUAUUAAGCAGUCCUUUUCUCUCUCUCUCCCUAAUGUGGUCUAUCUGUCAGGCCUUCUGGCACCUCCCUAUGUAUCCAAAAAGGAGCGAAGAACACUUAAGUGCCUGGCAUAUGAAGGAGAUUUUCACUCCCUUUCCUGACUAUCCAAUGCCGCCUUUUUAUAUGAUUAUUUGGGGCAAUGUUUGUUUUCCUUUCUUACUCUUUUUUUAAAAUGUUGACACCUCUCAGCCUUAGUAAUUUUUUUAUAUAUUAUUAUUACUGGAAUUGCAGUCUAGAGUCAUGUUAGUUUCAGUUUGCUUAAGUGGAGGGGUAGGACAGCCAACAGUUUGUUUUUUAAAAAAAUAUGCUGCUCUCAAUAAAGAGUCCCUCUCUUUUUUAAAAAAAGACAAAA